GCUGGAGCGCGCGCACGCGCGCGGGCAAGCAAGGGAGCGAGAGAGGCAGGGAGGCGAUGACAGUGGUUCUGCCUUCUCUGCUUCGGAAGAGAGGGGGGUAUAUAAAGCCCUGAAAAAGUCAUUCAGGGCUGCAGAUAGAUUCGCCCACUCCCGGCAGCCCACGUGGGGAGAAGAAGCGAGGCUGAACUUGGCGCGGGCACGGGCGCGGGCUCGGGCGCGAGCGGGAGGGCGGCGGACCUGGAUUCCGCUGGUGCGGUACGACGGUUCGUGGAGGAACUGGAGCAGCCGCCAGAGCCCCGGGGGGUCGCGGUGAGGGGGCGGGAGACUGGGCUGUCCUUUUCCUGAGGCCCAGGCCUGGUGAUCUCGGCUGUAGGAGAGCGGAAGAGGACGGGGCGGGCCCUGUCGCAGUUGUCAACAUUAUAUGGAAAAUGGCUUCACCAGUUCAGCAGAUACCCAAAUGGUUCUACUCAUUAAAAAUAAAAAGUUUCAUCACCAUCAGAAAUCAAUUCAUGAGACCAAGAAAAACAACUUUACAUGGACUCUUGGCACGGCCUCAGGAAUCUUCUGGCAAUUUUUUCCAUUGGGGAUUCAUGAACUAUAGGACUUCUUCCUUAUGGAAUAGUUCCCAAGCUCUCAGCUCAAGUAGACAAGAUAAUAUUUCUGUACAAGACACUCACCCUCCUUCCAUUAAUGAACUACAACUCAAAACUGAAGUAACCAACUUUGAUUCAUUAGAAGAACUGGAGGAUUUGCCCCCAAUCUCUCCACUGCAACAGAUUUCUGAGGAGGAUGCUGUGCAGAUUGUUGCAGAACCUCCUCUGCCCCCAGCUUCAUUCACACUUCAAGACUAUGUGGAUCGUUCUGAGACACUGCAGAAGUUAGUGCUCCUGGGGGUCAAUUUGUCCAAGCUGGAAAAACGCCCAGGUGCUGGUACACUCCUUCUGAGGCUGGAUUUCGAAAACGACAUACAAAAAAUACUUCUGUUUCUUAAGGAUAUUGGUGUAGGAGAUAACCAAUUAGGAGCAUUCCUUACUAAAAACUAUAUUAUUUUAACUGAAGACUUGGAGAAUCUAAGGAACAGGGUGGCUUAUCUUGAAUCAAAAAAAUUCAGUAAGACAGACAUCUCUCGGAUGAUUGUAAAUGCACCACAUUUGCUGAGUUUUUCCGUGGAUAGACUGGAUAACAGAUUGGGAUUUUUCCAGAAAGAACUUGGACUGAAUGUGCAAAAGACCAGAGAUCUGGUUAUUCGUCUUCCACGACUAUUAACUGGAAGUCUUGAGCCUGUGAAAGAAAAUAUGAAGGUUUACCGACUUCAACUUGGCUUUAAACAUAAUGAAAUUCAGCACAUGGUGACUAGAAUCCCAAAGAUUUUAACUGCAAGCAAAAAGAAGCUAACAGAGACAUUUGACUAUGUGCACAAUGUGAUGAGCAUUCCCCAUCAUAUUAUUGUCAAAUUUCCACAGGUGUUCAAUUCAAAACUGCUAAAAAUCAAAGAAAGACACUCAUUUCUUGCCUACUUAGGAAGGGCACAAUAUGAUCCUCAAGAGCCUAAUUACAUCUCUUUAGACAAGCUCGUGUCUAUUCCUGAUGAAGUAUUUUGUAAAGAGGUUGCUAAAGCUUCAUUACAGGACUUUGAAACAUUCUUAAAAACUCUUUAGCUGCUAAGGGAUGAAAUUUAAUAAUCCAUUAAUAUUUAUGUGAAUCAAUAUAUGUUUUGUAUAAAUAACUUUGUCUAAAUAGAUUUAAAUAAACCUUUGUUUAAUAUUGUAAAAGGGCUUGCUCCUUUCAAAUCUUCUUUACUUGUUCUUAAUUUAUUUUCUUGAGAGCCAUUUUCUUGAGAAACUUGAAGGCCAGAAGCAAUCACAGGCAAGUAAGAACUUUGAAAAUAACAUGUUGAAUUUAUUAUAUACUUUAAAAGAAGA
Messenger RNA from Dromiciops gliroides (monito del monte), 1922 nucleotides. RefSeq names its product mitochondrial transcription termination factor 3 (gene MTERF3). Gene Ontology annotation, cellular component: mitochondrion. NCBI's taxonomy places the organism in Eukaryota, Metazoa, Chordata, Mammalia, Microbiotheria, Microbiotheriidae. Gene Ontology annotation, molecular function: double-stranded DNA binding. Gene Ontology annotation, biological process: regulation of DNA-templated transcription; mitochondrial ribosome assembly. The transcript is spliced from 9 exons. The record is from RefSeq and is a predicted model, not a curated record. The coding region runs from base 429 to 1658 and encodes 409 amino acids.